Messenger RNA from Cervus elaphus (red deer), 1940 nucleotides. RefSeq lists its product as uncharacterized. Lineage: Eukaryota; Metazoa; Chordata; Mammalia; Artiodactyla; Cervidae. The transcript has 6 exons. The coding region runs from base 126 to 1784 and encodes 552 amino acids. The record is from RefSeq and is a predicted model, not a curated record.
UGGUGCUUUUCGGCGAGCUCCAGACGCUGCCCGGCUCACCUGCCCUGACCGCCACCACCGCGGCCACCACGACCUGGUUGAUAAAUCGUCAGCACCCCAGGUCCAGCGGCCAUCCAGAUCACAAUAUGAGCUCCACAGAUGAUGAGGUGUCUGUUUCGGGAGCGGGUUUCGGCUCAGAGUGCAGAGAGCACAUAAGGGGCCUUGAGGCCGGCUCCACAGCCCCUCGGGGACCCGGCCCCAGCCCCGAGCCAGGGACACUGGGAAGCGGUGAGGGUGAGGGCGGGAAUGGCUUCCCAGACCCUGAGGGCUUCGAGUCAGAGCGGGAGCUGCUGGAAGCGAGAGGGCUGGUGCUUUGGGGCCGUGAAGGCUGGCCUGGCUCUCCUGCCGACGACCAGGGGGAUGCCCUGCAGCUGGCUGAUGAGUCAGUGGCAGCCAUCCUGCAACAGCUGGCCGACCUAAGCAUGCUGGGCACCCGCAGAUGCCUGUUCCAGGAGAGCUACCCGGUCAGUGAAGUGUCUGGCUUGUGGGACCUGGAGGCGAAUCCCACCAGUCAAGACGGUGCCACCCAGAGGUGUGGGGAAACUGCACAGGCUGAGGCCGUCCCUCUCCGGGUCGGCGGGCUCAAGGCGGGCCGGGCCUGGGGGAACCCUAUGAGAGACACUAAGAGUAGGUUGAACGUGGCUGUGGAUCACCAGUGGCCUCCCUUAGAAAGCACAGCCGGGCUGCUGUCCGACCCCGAGUCCUCUGAUGAGUUCAGUGAGAUAGAACUAAGGAGAGUGAGCAUUUAUCCCAAAGAUGGAGGCCAGGCCAAGCUCAACAGCCCUGAGGAUCCUGGGAACACACCCAGACGCUCGAAUGUCCAAGGCAGGGAGAAUCUCCUUAAUGUGCCAGGCACUUGCCUGUCCUUGGCUCCGUGGGGAUUAAUUUCGGUUGUGGAAAGGGAGGGCAGGCAGGGUGAUGCAGAGCAGGAGGACAUCUCUCCCCCUAAGAAAAUGCAGAGCGUGCUCUGGGGGAAGGGGGGCAGCCUGCCCAGCUACCUAGGAGUGGCAGUAGUAUCAGCUCCUGCAGCUGCGUCUACAGGCAGCAGGCGGCGGCCCACUCCUAGGAGGAAGGGGGUCCAGGAGAAGAAAUCCCUUGGGGGCAUCUCCAAUCCUGCCGUGGAGAGAACCUUCCCUUCCUGGGGGCAGGGAAUCUCGGCCACUCCCCUGGAACCGGCCACCUUUCCUCCAAUCUCCGGCAUCCAGCUCCUCGGGAGGUCCAAGAAGUAUGCCUUGGUCCCUUGGGUAGCCCAAGAGUCCAAGCACACCGUCACUGGGAAGAAAUCCGUGGCUAGGCAGGCCUGGGAGUCGGUGGCAGCAAUGGCGAAGAAAUCCAUGCCUAGGCGGGCCCGGGAAUCGGUGGCAGCAAUGGCGGUGUCUGGAGAAGGCAACAACCCAAAUAGAGAUCCAUUCCCAAAGGGCCAACUGACCACUGACAGGCCGGGGCCAUCUUGUCCAUGGGUGCAUCAUGGAGAACCCAGCGGCGCCAACGUCAACUUCAGAGGUGCACAGGAUGCAGGAAACUCAGAGCCCGUGGCCAUGAACAAGGGAGAAGUCAGGCCGAGAGGGCCUGGCCCCUCAGGUGACCGGGAACCAACUGACCAUCCCCCAAGGCCAAAAAGGCAGCAGCAGCCACCCGGAAGGCAGGGAUGUCCUCGGUGUCUGGUGCUACAGAGAGAAAUAGAUGACCUUAAGGAGCAACUUGCCUCCAUGCGGUACCUGUCUGACAAGUUCCAGAUCCUUUGAAGUUGAGCCCAGUAUCUUUCUGGAAGAUGAGCAGCUGUUACCUCCAGGGCUGGCGAGCUCUGGCCAAGCUUGUUGCCUCUCAUUCUGCCUCCACCAGAACAUCCUCUGCCCCUUGUUUUGCCCCCUCUCUGCUCCAGUCUCACAGCAGUUUUUGAU